This is a messenger RNA of Amphibalanus amphitrite, 1553 nucleotides long. Its product is annotated as dolichyl-phosphate beta-glucosyltransferase-like. The transcript has 7 exons. NCBI's taxonomy places the organism in Eukaryota, Metazoa, Arthropoda, Thecostraca, Balanomorpha, Balanidae. The record is from RefSeq and is a predicted model, not a curated record. Bases 173 to 1165 code for a protein of 330 amino acids. Gene Ontology annotation, cellular component: endoplasmic reticulum membrane.
GCCAUACAGCAAUAUUCGUCGAACAGCAUUUCUUUGAUUUGUGUACAUACGUGUGCCGCCGGAUGAGCUCUAAAAAGUAAUCAAACAAUUUUUGGGUGUUGUCCAUUGUUCCAUUGAUUUCAUGACUACACUGACUAGGCUGAAAUAGGACUUCUGCAACAACAUCAAGAAAAUGCUGGGUUUGUCAGUCUUUGGCCUGUAUAUGGUGUUUGUGGUGUUCCUGCUAUUCAUGAUGAUAUGUGUAGCAAUAUACCUUAGUACAACCCCAUACCCAGAGAUCAUUCGCUAUGAUCAGGAGAAGACAUUUUUCACCAGCAAGAACAAGAAACAGACUGGCGAGUUUCCCUUUGGGAAGUUCAAGGCACAAGAUUCUGUGAAGCUCUCAGUGAUAGUGCCAGCAUACAAUGAAGAGCAGAGAUUGCCCAGUAUGAUGAAAGAGGCACUGGAGCACCUGGAGGCGCGGCGCGCCGCCGUGCCCGGCUUCACCUACGAGGUGAUUGUGGUGGACGACGGCAGCUCGGACGCCACCUCCGAGCUGGCGCUCCAGUACACCGAGAAACACAGCGCCGACCGGGUGCGCGUGCUGACACUGGAACGCAACCGCGGCAAGGGCGGCGCCAUACGCAUGGGCAUGCUGAGCUCCCGCGGCGAGUGGCUGCUGUUUGCGGACGCCGACGGCGCCACUCGGUUCUCCGACCUGGACCAGCUGGAGGCCGAGCUGAAGCCGCUGGCCACUGCCGCCGACUCUGCGGCCGUGGUGUGCGGCUCGCGCGCCCACCUCGAGAAGGAGAGCAUCGCGCAGCGCUCGCUGUUCCGCACCAUUCUGAUGAAGGGCUUCCACCUGGUGGUGCGUCUGUUCACCGUCCGCGAUAUCCGCGACACCCAGUGCGGCUUCAAGCUGCUCACCCGGCCCGCCAUGCUGCUCUGCUUCGCCAACCUGCACGUCGAGCGAUGGGCGUUCGACGCAGAGCUGCUGUAUAUCGCCCAGCGACUGAAGAUGCCCAUCAAGGAGGUCGCUGUGCACUGGACCGAGAUCGAAGGCUCGAAGCUGACGCCGAUAAUCAGCUGGAUAGAGAUGGGCCUAGACCUGUUCUUCAUCUGGUUCCGGUACUCGAUCGGCGCCUGGCGAAUCCGUGACCAGUUGGACAGCAAGAAGUUCGAGUGAGCAGACAGGGACGAUGUGACCGCUCACUGAAGACGCUAGACUGCCUGCCGCAGAGGCUGCCAGGUUUAAGGAUAGCUGGGGGUGAUCACGAUGGACCAAAGACACGCGGUGGUCGGGACGGGGGCGGUUGGGGUGCUGCAAGUGAUCCACGUUUGGACUGUGACCGGGCUCGUCACAGAGUCCGAGCAGACUGCCGGUUGAGGCACGUACUCACGCAUACCCCUUCUCAGGUGACGUUUGGGCCAGGAAUCGCUGGGGAAGGGUCGGGGUGAGGCACUUUGGGCUGUGGGCACUGCGUGCAGAGCUCCGGAGACGGCACUGUGUGUUGUGAUAAUCGCUGAUUUGUGAUCAGAGGUGAUGAUUCGAUUUGCGUGUUUUGGUGGGCGUA